Molecule: messenger RNA, 2813 nt
Organism: Archocentrus centrarchus (flier cichlid)
Lineage: Eukaryota; Metazoa; Chordata; Actinopteri; Cichliformes; Cichlidae
Gene: sytl3
Product: synaptotagmin-like 3
Exons: 13
Coding region: 85-1380 (431 amino acids)
Biological process (GO): exocytosis; intracellular protein transport
Cellular component (GO): plasma membrane; exocytic vesicle
Molecular function (GO): small GTPase binding; neurexin family protein binding
Source: RefSeq, a predicted model, not a curated record
AGACAGAGAGAGGAGGACCUGUGACUGCGACAGGAGACUGUAUUUUUCUUUUUUUAAAAUAGAAGAAAAAACAAACACGAAAAGAUGGAUUUAAGUUUGCUACAAGUUCUGGAGAAAGAGCACAUCCUGGAGGUUCUUCGGAGAGACAAACAGAUGCGUGCAAUUGAAGAAGACAGGAUCAGGAGGAUGAAAUACGAGCUGCAGGAGCUCAGAAGGAAGGGUGCAAAGAGCUACACCCGGCAGUACGGCGAGCGGACCUGCGCCCGCUGCCAGAGGCCGCUGGGAAAGUUCUGGAACUCGGGUGCAGUCUGCCGCGGCUGCAGCCACCGCAUCUGCAGCAAGUGCCGCGUGGGAGCGGCGAACUGGAAGUGCACGGUCUGCCACGCGUACAGGGAUAUGAAAAUCAAGUCAGGAGAGUGGUUUAUAGAGGAAAAGGCAAAGAAAUUUCCAGUCACCACAGACAAAUAUGAGACAGUCGGGGAGAAACUAUUAAAGACCUACAACGUGCUGAGUCAUAUAUGCGUUGUGCCUCCCACUCCUCCGCCCCACUUGGAUUAUAACUGUCUGAGCAGAUCUGGGAAUUGGAAAAACUCGAAGCCUUUCACCAAAUCUGUGGAAAAUCUAAUGAUUUCCUUCACGAGUCACAUUAAAAAGAUUUCCAAUUCUCAAAAUGACGUCCGUGAAGAUCUGCUGCAAGUUGACAACAGGUGGAGAGGCUCGAGCUUCACCUACACCACCCAAAAGAGCCUGUCCGACACCGACAUCAACAAAUCGAGCACGCUCUUUAAAGUCCCGAGUCUUCCAAACCUGUUCAAGAAGAGCAAAGACAGCGACCAGGAGGGCUCCUCCACCGGGGCAGAAGAUGAGACUUCUUUCAGUUCUGAGUACUCUGGAGGACCAAGAGGCAGCUGCAGCAGCACCAGCACAGAGUUUGGUUUCUUUGAGAGUGUUUCUGUGGCCGGAGAACUGGAGCUGGCUCUGGCCUUCAACACCAACGCCUCCCGUCUGGAGAUCACAGUCGGCGCCUGCAGAAAUCUCUCUUACGGAGACAGCAAGAGGAGGAAGUGUCACCCAUACGUGAAACUCUACGUGCUGCCGGACAAGAGCUCCAAACUGAAGACGUCAGUGAAGAGGAACACGACUGAUCCAGUUUACAAUGAAGUUUUAAAGUAUAACAUAGAGCGCCACAUGCUGACUGGAAAGAGACUCCAGGUGACAGUGUGGCAUUCAGGUACCCUGAAAAGGAAGGUUUUCCUUGGCGAAGUCCUCAUCCCACUGGAUGGCUGGAGAUUUGAGGACAAGGCAUUUGAGCGCUUCAACUGGUAUCCACUGUGUCCAAAGCCUGAGAGACAAAAUGGAGGUGCUGCAGAACAGGAGUGAGGAGAACUGCUGGUCAGAGUCAAGGUGUCUGACUGGGACCCAGCAGAAAGCUCGUCCACACAACGCCCAUUUCUGAAAGCGAGACUGGCAUGAUCGACUGCUUUGUCCAGGACAUCUCUCUGAACUCGGACCCGUGGGUCCAAAGCACCUCCUGUGUCACUAAGUCACCCCAACUGGGGCCUGAAUGGACCAAUAACAGCAGAGAUUCACUUCUGAAUGUCCUCUGCAGUAACACUUUAACACCACCUAUGAAGCAUCUAUAAUCGGUAUAUGAACAAUAAAUCAUUCAUAGCAUAAUGUAUACACCUCCUCAAGCAAAGCAUUUGUGAUCAAUUAAAAUAUUUUUGGUAGUAUAAAACAGAAUAUAGAAAAUGUAUUACUUUAUAGAAAUAUUCAUACUUGUUAUAUUUAACUUUUUUUUUAAUCUGCUAAGCUCCAUGAAGCUUUAAGGAAACUCCAGUAACUGACCCUAAUUCUUAAAUAUUGCAAGUUUAAGAAAACACAUUAUACGUCUGAAGUAUAGUCUGAGUAUGCUUUUAAAUUAAAAGCUGCCAGCUUUAAGCUAUCAUGACUAUUUACAUAUUACAGAACCUUCCGGGUCCAAUUCUGUUUAAUAAAUACAUGACAUGCUGUAUUUUUUGUGCAGCUAGAGGCUAAAAAAAGAUUGGAUAAGCCAACUUUCUGAAGGAGUGUGGAUGUAGCUAACAUAUUGAGCUUUAUUAACUCUUAUGGAUGCUUCAUAGUAGCAGCUGGUUAGCAAAGAUUUCUUCCAACAUGUACAAUGUUAUUAAUUUAUAAAACCGUUAAAGUGUUGCCAUUUCCGUUCAAGGCCUCUCUGCUGCCUUCAGGCCACCUUUGAGAUCUGGCUUCCUCUUUAAUGCUCUGUUCUUCUGUCAGAGGAGACCAGCAGCUAAACGUCCACGCAAAUAAAAUUAGUGAAAGAGACGCUAAGCUAAUACUGACAAAUGAAAUCUGGAGCCACACCCGGCGGUGCAUAGGAAGCGGUUUGAGUUGCCUCACACAGCGGCUCUCUCAGCACAAAGAGGCCUUUCUCGUCUCCGUGGAAGCGACGUGUGAAAGAAGAAGAAGAAGAAGAAGAGGAGGGCUUCUGUGCUGGAAGGAGCGGUGAUUUCACUGAACUGGCAUUCUGUUGACUUCCCGUUCUCCUGGCUCUCCAUGGCAACUGGAAGUCAAGUUGCCAUGGUAAGCACCAAGUUUAGUGUGACGUCAGCUCGCUGGCGUCAACAGGUGGAGAAAAUGACAACCUCAGCCACGUCACAGCCCGCCGACAGAUUCAUUCUAUUUAUUUAUUUAUUUUUAUUUACACCUAGCACUUUAAAAAUCUCUGUUAGCAUUUUACUAUUUAUAUUGUAUGUAUAGUCUGAUAUAAAUUCAAUCAACAUGUUUGGUUUUUUGCAUUUUUUUAAAAACUA